Cooperia oncophora is the source of this 612-nucleotide messenger RNA. NCBI's taxonomy places the organism in Eukaryota, Metazoa, Nematoda, Chromadorea, Rhabditida, Trichostrongylidae. The record is from the annotation of a GenBank genome assembly.
AUGAGUUGGACAGCAAUCCUGAUUUCCCGUAUCCGUUCCAAGUUCCAAGAAGAAAUCGCUGCUUAUCAAAACGAUCCUCUAGCUAGUUCGUCACGUUUGAUCGUGCCCGGCAUGAGUUGCUUCGCUAAUUAUUACGACCCCGAUAGACUGAAACCGCUUCACAACAUCGUCAACAAGGCUUCCAAAUCUGUUCGCCUCAACAGUAUCACCUUGUCGCCCACCAAGCAAAAAAGUAACGAAGCGGAAGAUAUCCUCACGAAGAGUGUUUCCAAUGAAUGGAAAGGUGUAGAAACCAUAGAUUCCUCACAAGCCGCAGUCUCUCGUGCAUUAGCAGGAAAGAAAGCGUUCCGAGCUCAAACGGAGGAAGAACGAACGCAAAUUCUUGUGAAAGCAGACCUCAAGAAUCGUCGAGGUGACAUUUACCGUUGUACAUCUGAAUGGCCUACUUCCGUAGAAGCCUUAGAGCUCAACAAAGUGAGCGGAAAGAUGUUGAUUGUCCAGCCAGGUGACGCUGUGCUGGCUGUACGAAAGGACCCCUGCAACAUGUGGUGCGCUCAUGCAGCUUUCUAUAUAAUGCUUUCCGUCUUUCACGUAUUAGUUACGUCCAUAUAG